This is a messenger RNA of Cherax quadricarinatus, 2089 nucleotides long. Its product is annotated as protein mab-21. Lineage: Eukaryota; Metazoa; Arthropoda; Malacostraca; Decapoda; Parastacidae. The record is from RefSeq and is a predicted model, not a curated record.
AUGCUAGUACCGGCGGACAUGCAGGGUGCCCAGUCACGCAUGCUGUACCAAGUAAACAAAUACUCGACUGAGAGAGUGGCUGCCCGCAGAGCAGCAGUAGCUAAGACACUGCGGGAAGUCGUGAAGGUCGUGCAAGAUGUUUUGAAGGAAGUAGAGGUCCAGGAGCCGCGGGUCAUCUCCUCACUGGCAGAGGUCAACGGCCGCUUCGAGGGACUUAAUGUUGUCUCGCCCACCGAGUUUGAGGCAAUACUGUACCUCAAUCAGAUGGGCGAGUUUAACUUUGUCGACGACGGCAGUAUCCCUGGCAGCGCUGUACUUAAGCUCAGUGACGGCCGCAAACGUUCCAUGUCCCUGUGGGUGGAAUUCAUCACGGCCUCCGGUUACCUUUCUGCAAGAAAGAUGAGGUCCAGACUUCACACACUAGUGGCCCAGUCCAUAGAUAAGUGCACAUACCGUGACUCCGUCAGGAUGGUGGGGGAUACGAGCGAGGUGCGGCUGCGGGUGCGGGACCGCUACGUGGUACAGAUAACGCCCGCAUUUAAGUGUUCGGGUGUGUGGCCUCGCUCGGCCGCCCACUGGCCUUCCCCACACGUCCCAUGGCCGCCACCCAGCCUCGUGGCAGAGGUCAAGACCGAGGGCUUUGACCUCUUGAGCAAGGAGAGCAGCAGCGUCGCUGGCAAGAACGGCGGCGGUCUGGAGGGUGACGCCUGGGUGUUAUCCUUCAACGACGCAGAGAACAGAUUACUGUAUGGAGCCUCCCGCAAGCGGUGCCUGGCCAUCCUCAAGACGCUGCGGGACCGCCACCUGGACCUGCCUGGGGACCCGGUGCCAGCUUAUGCUGUCAAGACGCUCAUGCUGUACGAGUGUGAGAAACACCCUCGGGAGGCUGAGUGGGAUGAAGGGGCGCUGGGGGACCGUCUUGUAGGUAUUCUGCUGCAGCUCAUCACCUGCCUUCAGUGUCGCCGAUGCCCACACUACUUCCUACCUAAUAUCAACCUUCUGCGGGGGGCCUCGCCCCCCGCGUUAGAAUCCGCCGCCAAGCAGGCCUGGAGACUCACCAGGGAGCUCCUCACCAACUCCAAAAGCUUGGAGAAACUGUGAGGCCGCUAGCUAAUCUGUGGUUCACUCACACAGUGACUAACCACCCCCAGGCGUACGUGCUCCAGUGUAAAUAUUGUAUAUAUAGCGUGUGCCAAACCGUAGCGCUCGUUGUGCACCCCGUGUGACGAUACCUCUGUACCAGUGGCUUCUAGUUCGCCAAAAUAACUUCUGAUUAUACAUAUAUAUUAUUUAUAUGCGCUGUGCUCCACCGCGGUGCUCGGUUUAUUACAGCUGUGAUAAGUUUGUGUAGUAAUAUGUAAAUAGUUUUCUGGUCAUCGUGAGACUUUCUCCUGCUAGACAUGACACCUCAUAAGUGUGAUUUUGUGUUGGCGCGAGCGCAGUAGUGAUAACCCAAGUGCAGUAGAUAACAAGAGGCUCAAUAGUUAACUGAUGCUAGGGAGAGUGGGGAAGACAUGAGCAUUUAAAGGGGUCUGGGACCCCCAAGAACCACCCUACCGGCGUACAAGAAUGGACACGUCUCUACAAACAGUCAUUAAAGUGCCGCUACACCAAGUGUAAGUAGGGCUUCACUAGACUGGCUCUUCUUAGGAGCCUCCCUUCCCCCAAACACAUACUCCGAGGAUUUCCUCUCCCAGAGAGAUUUUUCCAUAGGCCUGGCUCUCCUAGAGACAUUCCCCCGGAGGCCUAGAACUCCCUCAUGCCUACCCUCUUAUCCCAUCUUCAUAAUCUGAGUGUGUAGCUAUACAUGUGUUUAGUCAAUCAUUGAGGUGUUUUAUAUAGUGACGCAUAUAAGAAAAAUAUCUAAAAAAUGUUUUGUUACAAUAUAAUCCUAGUAGUAAUUGACGGCUUUGGCAUCACUGAACAACAACUAAAAAAAAGUCUUAGUGUUUGCCCGGCCGAGGACCUCCGAGUGGUGUACCUAACAAUCAAUCGCCUCUCACUCGCCUCCACAAAAGUCACUCAUUCCCUUAUUUAUUGACUUGUAUAAUAUUGUAACACUUUUUGUCAAAUACAAGCUAAGAGAGAA